UCUAGCAUAGUCAUGUAUGUCUACAUUGGAAACACAGUCCAGUCCCCGGUCCUCUUUUCUCUUCCUCCGGUAUGGGCAAAGGCAGCGUUCGCCAUUGCUCUCCCAAAUUUCCUGUUGUCAUCCUCACUAAUUCUUUAUUCCGGGUUAUACACUCAUACAGCUACAAAGCUGGUGUUUGUUCGAAUAUUUCGUCAUUCAGAGCACGUCCAUUCGCAUACCUUACUCGGGUGGACGGUUUGGACUUUGCUGUGUUUUGCAGGCUCAGCUAUUACUGCAAUUCUCGCCAUCGCAGUUCCGAUAUUUUCCUACCUAAUCGGCAUCACGGCAGCCCUCUUUGCCGCACGGUACAUGUACGGUUUGGCCAGAUUCUUCUGGUUGCAUGACGCAUAUCAUCUCGAGAGUGGCAUGGACGGGCUCAAAUGA
Molecule: messenger RNA, 423 nt
Organism: Suillus plorans
Lineage: Eukaryota; Fungi; Basidiomycota; Agaricomycetes; Boletales; Suillaceae
Exons: 2
Source: RefSeq, a predicted model, not a curated record